This is a messenger RNA of Malurus melanocephalus (red-backed fairy wren), 797 nucleotides long. RefSeq names its product complement receptor type 1-like. Gene Ontology annotation, biological process: negative regulation of complement activation, classical pathway. The coding region runs from base 1 to 783 and encodes 260 amino acids. The transcript is spliced from 5 exons. The record is from RefSeq and is a predicted model, not a curated record. Lineage: Eukaryota; Metazoa; Chordata; Aves; Passeriformes; Maluridae.
AUGGCCAUUUUGCUCCUUGCAGCCGGUUGUGGCACACCAACACCGCUGUUAUUUGCUGAGCUCAGCAAGGAGGAUAAAAAUCAGACAGAGUUUCCUGUUGGGAUGACUGUGAACUACACUUGUCGGCCUGGAUAUGUGGAACAGCCACAGAUGUCACCRACCAUUACAUGUCUUGAAAAUCAAACGUGGUCUGAAGCCCAGGAGUUUUGCAAAUUGCUGCAAUGCCCUCCACCUCCAAAUAUUGACAAAGCAAAGCACAACAGCCAGCACCUGGACGUUUUCCCCGCUGGGAUAGUUGUGAAUUACAGCUGUGACCCUGGGUACAGCCUCCUGGGAGAGGAAUCCAUCAUCUGCACCGAUUCUGGCAACUGGAGCCUCCCUCUCCCUCAGUGUGCAGGUGGCUGUGGUGCACCUCCAAACCUCAGCUUUGCAGAGCUGACCAAGGAAUCCAAAACKAAGCUGGAAUUUGCUGUUGGUGACACCGUACGCUACAGCUGCCGGCCAGGACACUUGAGACGCCCCGGAAUGCCCCAAACUCUGACUUGUCUCCAAAACCACACGUGGUCUGAAGCCCUAGAGUUCUGUAAAAGGAAGCAAUGUAAAUACCCAGAAAGCCCCAAGAAUGGCAGAGUUGUUGUUCUGACAGAUCUCCUUUUCGGGUCAAGCGUGAACCACACGUGUGAUGAAGGGUACAGAAUGGUUGGACARUCCCACAGGAGAUGUGAGGUUUUGGGACGAGAUGUCGCAUGGACUGGCCUUCCUCCCAUCUGUCAGAGUAAGUAGGUCACCACCAGACU